Planococcus citri (citrus mealybug) is the source of this 2295-nucleotide messenger RNA. Its product is annotated as cell adhesion molecule DSCAM-like. Gene Ontology annotation, cellular component: neuron projection membrane. The transcript is spliced from 7 exons. Bases 553 to 1512 code for a protein of 319 amino acids. Gene Ontology annotation, biological process: synapse organization. Lineage: Eukaryota; Metazoa; Arthropoda; Insecta; Hemiptera; Pseudococcidae. The record is from RefSeq and is a predicted model, not a curated record.
UUUCGCGGUACUUGUUCCAUGUUUUGGAAGUCGUGUCAUAUGCGAAUCGAAACCGUGUGUAUUUUGCGUACGUAAAUAUUCUGGUUUUAUUUUUUUCGGCUCGGAUUCGAAAUCUCGUGUCGUGCGGUUUUUUGCUCGAUCAUAUUUAACGAAUUUAUUUCAGAAGUUCUUCGACGAUCUAGAGAUAUUUGGAAAAACGGCCAGAUAAUUUUCAUACCGGUGAAAUUUUCUUCCUCGAGGUGUAAUUUUUUCAUCUAUCAUCGUCAUGUGAAGAAAUUUUAUCAUAUCGCGAAGUGUUCUUUUUACUCUACAUUUUUCAUGGCGUUAGUUUUACAUUUUUCGGUUAAUUAUUCUCGGUGAAUUUUUUCCCAUCGUGAGACAAGUUCGCUCCAAUUUUUUUUCGUUUUUUAUUUCGAGUUUUUAUAACCAGUUGUUGUGGUGCUUUUGUACGUGAAAAUAUGAUUAGCAGAAGUGCUAUUAUUUAUACGAUGUGGUAUUUCAAAAACGGACAUACACUUCCGGCUGUAAUCUAACGACACGAAAUUCCAUUUGAUGCCAUUCAACAAAGACAUGAAUCACAAUUCUGCAGCAGUCCUCGUAUUGUACGGGUUUUCAUUGAUGUUUGCAGCAAACUUGAAGGUUUUCGCAUCUGUGAUUUCAAACGGUGAAACGUCAGCAGCGGCGUCGGCUAAUUCGGUACGACACUCGGAUAUGUCGACGAUAAGUUUGGUGUCGACUAGAAUGGUUCAGAAGCCUUUUUUCGACGAUAUAUCGCCCAGAAAUGUUACCGCCAUCGUUGGCCAACCAUCAGUGCUCAAUUGUCGCGUCAAACACGUCGGUGAUCGAACGGUAUCGUGGAUAAGGAAACGAGAUAUACAUAUAUUGACUUCGAAUAUUCACACGUAUACCGGCGAUGGAAGAUUCAGCGUGAUACACCCGGAAAACAGCGACGAAUGGAAUUUGAAGAUAGAAUUCGUGCAGAAAAGAGACGCCGGCAUAUAUGAGUGUCAAGUAAACACCGAACCUAAAAUAAACAUGGCUAUACUUUUAAAUGUCGAAGACAUGAACAAUGGAUUGAACGGACCGCUGAUGAAUUUUACAAAAGCUGCUCAGGCAAUGAUCUUAGGCGCCGAAGACGUAUACGUGAAGAAAGGCAGCACGAUUAGUCUAACGUGUUCGGUUAACGUUCAUUCUUCGCCUCCCGGUUCUGUGGUAUGGUACCAAGGUAAUACGAUAGUCGAUUUCGAAUCUUCCAGAGGUGGAAUUAGUUUGGAAACGGAAAAAACCGAAGCUGGCACAACUAGCAAACUCUUAGUGACCAAAGCUAGUCUAGCUGAUUCGGGAAACUAUACGUGUCUGCCUUCGAAUGCGAAUCCGGCCAGCGUUUUUGUGCACGUUUUAAACGGUGAACAUCCAGCAGCAAUGCAACAUGGCGAACUCGGAGCCAGUACCAAAUUAAUGACCAGGUCGUGGAUUACCAUGUUUGCCUUACUUGUGAUCUUAAUCAGGUGAUCGGAGAAAUCACCCGAAAUAUAUUCAAGUACGACGAAGCCCUCGAAGUAGGCCAUAACCGUCGCCAAAAGUACCUCCUCCGCCCUCGAUUGACUAUCUAGGCUAUUGGAUGUAAAAUUGGAGGCUAAAGAAACGUUGAUUUUUUUUAUUCGUAAUCGAAUAUUGUACUUUUUUUUAUUAAAAAUAAAAAAAAAAUUGUCACGAUGCGACGUAAAUAUGUAAUUUGUACGAAUCUCUGUCUUUUUAAUUACCAAAUUGAUUUUGUUUGUUUUUUUUUUUUAUUUACUUUUUUUGUCGUCGUCAACGACCCUCGCAUAGGUAAAUAAAUCUUUCAAAGUGUACGUAGGAAUAUCGCUGAUGUAUGGGGAUUUUCGAUAAGAGGGGAAAAAUAUAACCAGUAUGUGUAUUAUUAUUAUUUCUGUAUUUCUUUUUUUGUAAUGUCGAAAGUUGAAUCCAUUUCAGGUGGAUUUUGUGUAAAUAUAAUUGUUACGUCACUUUUUUUUUUUUGUUAUAUUUCCAACACCUUAUUCUUUUGUACAUUGUGCCUUUUACCCUUUCGUAUUUCCAUUUGUAUUUACGCGUUAUAAGAAAAUUUCACUAGAGAUUUCAUUUCCUCCCCCCUCCUCAUUUUAUUUUUUCAAUCCGCGUCUAAGGUAGAUUUUAGAUGUUGUUUUCUGUACAUUUUUUUUUUUACAAACAAUAUGACAAAAAUUGUAACUAUUUUACUGUUAACGUACUUUGUAAAUAAUUUAGCGAAUGUAAUAUACAUGAUAUCAAAAAUGA